AUGACACAAGCCCCAGUAGCCAUCGCUGGCGCCCUCACAAGUUGCCCAGAUAUCUGGGCAGACUUGGAACUGGAACCGCGACCGCGACCCUCAUCACCAUCGAAUGCCCCGGCUGCGAUGGUGAUCAAUGACUUCCCUUCUUUUGCCAGAGCCCUCCCCUCCUGGACCGACGUGACUGGCGCUGUAGUCGCCGCUGUAACUAAGGCACUGGGACAGCAGGGGCUCAAGACAGCCGAAUCUGAGUUUGCUCCGGUUCUUCAGCAAGUGUUUACAACCCUUGGCUUCAACUCCAACGUAUUCUACACCGCGAUCGGUGUCGCCCUCCCUGACCCCCAACCAAUCCAGCAGGUUGCAGCGCAAGCACGUCAGGUGAACGAAGAAUGCCCUUCGCUCUGGUACGUCAACUUUCCAAAGAGUCUUUCGGCACAAGACGCACAAAAGGUCAGAGAUUAUCGGCAGAGCAUGCAGGAUUUCAGAAGCUGGUCCUCGGCAAAGUGGUGGAAUGAGGUCAACCGCCGCCAGGGAAUUCCCGAUGACUUCACGAAGCGGGUGCUGCAAAGCAAGGAGUUUGCCAAGAUUGCAUGUGAAGACAUGGUAAAGAUGUCCUGGCUUCGCACAACAAAGAAUCCGUUGGAAGCCAAGCACAUGAUUGACUGCACUGCGGCUGAGCUUCAUGAGAACAUCGUUUCUCGAGCGUUGGCGGGCUGGUCAGAUGUUGACCAGGACACCAUGGACGCCGUCGAGCCUAUUCUGCAAGAUAUCGUGAGGACCGCUCAGCCAGGCACGCAGCGCAUGAGCGAGAUGAAGGUGGUCUUGAUCGAGAAGUACGUGUUUGAUGCACCAAGCGAUAGCAUUACUUCAUACAUCCGCUUGGUGAGCUUUGAGCUACAAGAAGCCUUCUACGAUGUCAUCUUUGGCAAGGCGCAGGGGCAAGCUCGUGUCAGUCUCCAGUUAAGCCUUCUGCAGUACGAAGCAGCAUUUGAGCAACAGAAAUGGGAAUGGUACUCUAAAAACUAUAUAAAUGAUAAUGACAUAGGCAUAUUUGAGGACCUUAUUAAGACUCAGUCCAUAGAUGUCAAGUAG
Messenger RNA from Fusarium falciforme, 1083 nucleotides. RefSeq lists its product as hypothetical. NCBI's taxonomy places the organism in Eukaryota, Fungi, Ascomycota, Sordariomycetes, Hypocreales, Nectriaceae. Bases 1 to 1083 code for a protein of 360 amino acids. The record is from RefSeq and is a predicted model, not a curated record. The transcript is spliced from 3 exons.